Ectocarpus sp. CCAP 1310/34 is the source of this 906-nucleotide messenger RNA. The record is from the annotation of a GenBank genome assembly. Lineage: Eukaryota; Phaeophyceae; Ectocarpales; Ectocarpaceae.
UGAGACACCUCGGCUUCCCGCAUGCGGUUGUUGUGCCGCCUCUCCCGGUCCCUCUCCGUCUCCUGCAGUCUCUCGACGCGGGCGUCGUACUGGGACUGGAGCUCUCUCCGCAUCGCGUCCACCUCUCUCCGCUGCGUGGAGGCCAUUUGCACCCGCAGGGCGGCAAGGUCACGCUCGCGGAAGGAGUCGCGUUCCGCCUUGAUCUCUUGCCUGCGCUGCUGCCCGCGACUCGCACUCCCGUUGGUAGGCCAGCAUGCGCUCCGUCACAUCUUGCGCAGGGUCGCGCCUUUCGUCCGCGGAGCGCCUCAGCCACGUCUCUCGCACCGCUUCCAAACGAUUCUCCUUGUGGCUGCGCCCCGCCUCGUCCGUCUGUGUGUUGGAGUCAACCACGACAGCGCGAGACCUGGUGGCCACCUCGCCGACAAGUGCCUCGAGCAGGCCGCAGAUACGGUUUCGCUGACGCGAACCCCCCCCGCCGCCGACUCUGGAUGCUGCUCCAGCGUGACCCCCGCUUCCUGCAGCCGGCACCGCCGCCGACGCGUUCGACACCACGGCCGCAUCAGCACCAGCCACCGUCCCCGGCACCGCCGCUGUUUCUCCGUCGCUGCGGCACGCCGGGCCCGCGUCGUUGCCCUCGCCCUCUUCCGCCCGCCUGAUCACGCGUCGGAAGAGGGCGGAAUCGACAGGUAUCGGCAACGCUUGCAGCACGUCUUCUCGAGAGAGCGCCGCCUCAGCCGCCGGAGCGGCACCAGGGCCAGUGCCGACGGCAGCCGUGAUGCUGCAGCUGCUGCUGCUGCCUCCGCCGAGGCCCGACUCCGGCAAGAAGACUGCCAGAGAUUGCAACAGGCCGUUGCUGGCGAGAUGGUCCACCACAAGGCUGAUGAAUUUCGGGAGGCGGGGGGGGUG